AACAAGAUGGCGACCGUUUUGCCGAAAGUUCAGGAGUUGUCAACACGUGUGUUGCGGGUCCUUGGAUGCAACCCAGGUCCAAUGACGCUUCAGGGAACAAACACAUAUGUCAUUGGUACAGGGGAAAGGAGGAUUCUAAUCGAUGCUGGGGAGCCUGGCAAACCAGAGUACACAUCCUUGUUGAAGACAGAGUUAUCACAGCGGAAUGUGGUGUUGUCAGACAUAUUUAUAACCCAUUGGCAUUUUGAUCAUGUGGGCGGGGUGCCUGAUGUGUGUAGAGAAGUCACCACAGAUGUUCCAAACAUAUGGAAGUACAAAAGGGUAUCUCAGAGUGACGUAGAUUUAGGGGGAGAACUUAGAUACGACUUUGUGGAUGACAACAAAAUUUUACGCACAGAUGGAGCAACAUUAAGGGCUGUGCAUACUCCAGGGCACACAGAAGAUCACAUGAUCUUAUAUCUGGAAGAGGAGAAUGCUGUGUUCUCAGGCGACUGCAUUCUGGGAGAAGGGACCACGGUAUUUGAAGACCUCUACACUUACAUGAAGUCUUUAGAGACCAUAUUGUCCUUGCAACCCAGAGUUAUCUACCCUGGCCAUGGACCAGUGAUUGAGAACCCCAUAGAAGUGAUACAACAGUACAUCAGCCAUAGGCAGAUGAGAGAAGGUCAGAUAUUGGGCACUUUGAAAGAGCGGGCUGGCCAAUCAUUGACCGCUAUGGAAUUGGUCAAAAUAAUUUAUAAAGAUGUUCCUGAACGUCUUCACCUGCCAGCUGAAAAGAACGUGAAUAAUCAUUUGGUCAAGUUAAAGAAAGAGAACAAAAUAGACUGGGAUGUGAAGGACGGAGAAAAGAGAUGGAGAAUUGUCAUCAAAUCAAAUGUCUGACCAAGUUAAAUUCUGGAAGAUAUCAACUAGUUUUAUCCCAGAAUAAAUAAAGUUUUAACACACUGAUUUUUAAUACUCAGCAUAUGUAAUUGAGAUGAGGUGUGAGGAAAACGGGUUGACAAGCUAUAUACUUGCCUCAGGGAGCUGACUUUGUCUGGUGUCUGAUGUCAAACAAAGGGACCCAAUAUCGGACAAAGGGAUCUACUUGAUAUUGCUUGAUUUGACAUGUUCUUGAGCCCUGCAUUGAACAAUGAAAUAAAUGAGAUAAUAAGUUCAAGAUCA
Liolophura sinensis is the source of this 1164-nucleotide messenger RNA. Its product is annotated as endoribonuclease LACTB2-like. Gene Ontology annotation, molecular function: single-stranded RNA binding; RNA endonuclease activity. Gene Ontology annotation, cellular component: mitochondrial matrix. Lineage: Eukaryota; Metazoa; Mollusca; Polyplacophora; Chitonida; Chitonidae. The coding region runs from base 7 to 882 and encodes 291 amino acids. The transcript has 7 exons. The record is from RefSeq and is a predicted model, not a curated record.